Messenger RNA from Daucus carota subsp. sativus, 1039 nucleotides. Its product is annotated as protein transport protein SFT2. NCBI's taxonomy places the organism in Eukaryota, Viridiplantae, Streptophyta, Magnoliopsida, Apiales, Apiaceae. Gene Ontology annotation, cellular component: membrane. The transcript is spliced from 4 exons. Gene Ontology annotation, biological process: vesicle-mediated transport. The record is from RefSeq and is a predicted model, not a curated record. Bases 181 to 861 code for a protein of 226 amino acids.
AUCCCGCUAAUCUAAACUCCCCAAUUUACCCUCCCUGGCAGAGCAAACCACCAGAUCUCCCUCCCUGUCCUCAUCAUCUCCAAUCCCCAACAAAUCAAAAAAAACCCGAAGCUGCUGCUGCUAAAUUGCUGAUAAAUUUCCAACAAUUCGAAUACAAAGAGGCCCUAAACAAACAAAACGAUGCACAAAACAGCGCAGGCCUGGUUCAGUGGCCCAAGCGCGAGCGGCGAUGAUCUCCCGAACCAAACGCCAUCUCUACUCGCUGAUUGGAACGCCUACGCCGCCUCUACACGAGCUCCCGAAGAAGACGAUCCUUCCGCCCUAGGUUUCGAUCUCGAGGCCGCCGUCAGAACCGCCAACGACAAAGUCUCCGGUACUUUCAACGUGGUUUCGAAAGGUGUGCGGGAUAUACCCGGAAGCUUCCAAUCUAACGUUCCUUCAGGAAAAUCUCUCUUGUACUUCGGUUUACUCCUUGCUUCAGGGGUAUUUUUUAUCUUCAUCGCGUUCACCAUGUUUCUCCCUGUUAUGAUGUUGAUGCCUCAGAAAUUUGCUAUCUGUUUCACUAUUGGAUGUGCCUUCAUCAUUGGUUCAUUCUUUGCGCUAAAAGGACCUAGAAAUCAGCUCGCCCACAUGUCGUCUAAAGAGAGACUACCGUUUACUUUGGGAUUUAUUGGCAGUAUGGUAGGCACAAUUUAUGUCUCGAUGGUGCUGCACAGCUACGUUCUUUCAGCGCUGUUCUCUGUUUUACAGGUUCUUGCACUUUCGUAUUAUGCUCUUUCCUACUUCCCGGGAGGUUCUGCUGGCUUGAAAUUUCUGUCUUCUACUCUAACCUCCUCAAUACUAAGAUGUUUUGGAAGGUAAUAAUAACCCUCUAGAUAGCCCUUUUAAACUUACAGUUCACAUGGCUUUUGAGGAUGCUGAUUGCUUUCAUACUAGGAUACCAAUUUAUUGUGUAAUUUAUGGCUGAGGUGGGUGAAUGACCCAUUAGUAUUACUUUGGUUAUUAUUUUUGUUUUUAAUUAAUUUACAAUAUCUGCUAA